Ceraceosorus guamensis is the source of this 1990-nucleotide messenger RNA. RefSeq names its product putative translation initiation factor eIF2 gamma chain. Gene Ontology annotation, biological process: positive regulation of translational fidelity; formation of translation preinitiation complex. Gene Ontology annotation, molecular function: GTP binding; translation initiation factor activity; GTPase activity. The coding region runs from base 361 to 1764 and encodes 467 amino acids. The record is from RefSeq and is a predicted model, not a curated record. Lineage: Eukaryota; Fungi; Basidiomycota; Exobasidiomycetes; Ceraceosorales; Ceraceosoraceae. Gene Ontology annotation, cellular component: cytosol; eukaryotic translation initiation factor 2 complex. The transcript is spliced from 7 exons.
AUGCGUUUGGAAGGUGAUGAAGGCUGAGCGAGGGACGCACAUGACUCGCUCUCAACUCGCCUCGCUUCAUUAAGCAUUGCAUCCCCCCUCCUUCCCUUGCGCACACCUCUUUCUCCAAGGCACAUCUCAAACCAGCUCGAUUCUCAUCUCUCGCUCCAUUGCACCCACGCUCUGCGACAAGUCUAAGCGAGCGCAUUUCAGGCAGCGAGCAUCCAUCUCUUCACCAUCCGAGGGGGACCAGCCUCUUUCGCAGCAGGUACACUUCCACGCCACACCGGUCCUUGGCCUCCUUCUUCUUUCGCUUUGCCGGAUCAUUCCCUUCAGUGACCCAAGGCAAAGCAGCAUCUUGCUGAUCGCAUCAUGACUGCGGCAAAUGGCAGCGCAGUGGAUGCGCUAGCAUCUGGAGUAACUGAACUCUCCCUCGACACUUCCAAGCUCAACCCCUUAUCCCCCGAAGUCAUCUCCAGGCAAGCGACGAUCAAUAUCGGGACGAUCGGACACGUAGCUCAUGGAAAGAGCACAGUGGUAAAGGCUAUUUCAGGCGUGCAGACGGUCAGAUUCAAGACGGAGCUGGUGCGAAACAUCACAAUCAAGUUGGGCUAUGCUAAUGCCAAGAUCUACAAGUGUCAGCGCGAGGCUUGCAAGAGGCCAGGCUGCUACAGGUCAUACCCUUCGAACAAGGAGGAGAACCCUCCGUGCGAGGUGCCAGGAUGUGGCGCCAAGAUGGAGCUAGUCAGGCAUGUUUCAUUCGUCGAUUGCCCAGGACACGACAUUCUCAUGGCCACCAUGCUGAACGGUGCGGCAGUGAUGGAUGCAGCGCUACUUCUCGUUGCCGCCAAUGAAUCUUGCCCGCAACCCCAGACAUCGGAACACUUGGCGGCAGUGGAAAUCAUGAAGUUGAAACACAUCAUCAUCUUGCAGAACAAGGUCGAUCUGAUCAGGGAACAGCAGGCGGAGGAUCACUGGAAGAGCAUUUCUAGCUUCGUCAAGGGCACUGUUGCUGGGGACGCACCCAUCGUGCCGAUCUCGGCACAGCUCAAGUACAACAUCGAUGCUGUCAACGAAUACAUCGUGAAGAGGGUGCCUGUGCCUGUCCGCGACUUCGCCUCACCCCCGCGCCUCAUCGUCAUUCGGUCCUUCGACGUGAACAAGCCAGGAGCAGAGAUUGCAGAUCUGAAGGGAGGUGUUGCAGGCGGGUCCAUCUUGUCCGGAGUGUUGAAGUUGGGUCAGGACAUUGAGGUUAGGCCAGGAUUGAUUGAAAAGGAUCAAGACGGAAAUGUGCACUGCAGACCCCUCUUCUCAAAGAUCGUCACUCUAUUCGCCGAGUCUAAUGACCUCAAAUUCGCCGUGCCUGGUGGAUUGAUCGGUGUAGGAACAAAGAUCGACCCGACCUUGUGCAGAGGUGAUCGAUUGGUCGGACAGGUGCUCGGUGCGGUCGGCUCGCUGCCGGCUAUCUAUGUCGAGCUGGAGGUCCAAUAUUUCCUCCUCAGAAGGUUGCUGGGUGUCAAGACGGACGACAAGAAGCAGACCAAGGUCCAAAAAUUGGCAAAGAAUGAGGUUCUGAUGGUCAACAUUGGAUCCACCUCGACUGGAGGCAGAGUCAUGAGUGUGAAGGCAGAUCUAGCAAAGAUCUACUUGACACAUCCUGCCUGCACAGAGAUUGGGGAAAAGAUUGCGCUCAGUCGGCGUAUCGAUAAGCAUUGGCGGUUGGUCGGCUGGGGUACUGUCCGAGCCGGCUCUACCAUUGAAGCAGAAACAUCGUGAUUGGCCUCGUCAAGCAUGCAUCACGGCGCAUCCCAGUGCUCCUCCUUUCCCCGCGCAGGUUCACAUGUAUUACGCUUGUAACUUUGCACAUUUUGACAUUGCAAAAAUACAUGGUCACUGUCCCACGUCAAGCAAUCACGACGAGCGCUCUUAGAUGCGCAGGCAAAGACCGAGCGAGCGACCAGAUUAAGGGCCGAACGAGCAAUGUCUUGGCCGAUUCGGGCCC